UACUCCUGUUAGAAAACUACAGGCUUCAUAAGAAAAGCAUUUUUAAGUAGUAGUUACUAUUAUUCACAUAAGUAUACAUACAUUGUGUCUGAAAGUUAGUAUUUUAAGUUUCCUGAGACUGGGGAAAUGUUGAGCCCCAUGAAGUUUUGGGGAUUGGAUUCUUUCUAGGCAUUACUGAUGCUGGUGAGGUGCCUGAUUGAUGAAUGGGUAUGGACCUUUUUAAAUUGAAGCUGAUGCAUGUUCUAGUUUUCUGUUUUCUUCUGUUUAUCUGCAGUUGAGCGGAGUCUUGAGGGUUGUCAGAAUUGUCUGCACAUAGUAGGUAGCUUCAGUGACAGACUAGAGGCACGCAUUAUGGAACAGAUUUCAAUUCGCACAUAUUUGGUUUUUUUUUUCUUUUUCUUUCUUUUUUUUUGACUAAUUUGGUUAUUUGCCAUUUCUGGGGAUUAAACUUUAAAAAAUGUUCUUCUUUUCUGUAUCUGAUGUUCUGUGUGCUAUUAGUGACGCAGCCAACACGAACGGUUGUCAUGUGUAACACAACUUUCGAUCACCGCGAAAACAGCGUCCUGGGAAAGCGUCCAUGCUUGAUAUCGUUUGGUUCAUGAACAUUAAGUUUCCAGUACAGGUAAAAUCCCAGAGGAGGCCAAAGCCCUUUCUUUGCUGGCUCCUGCCCCACCCAUGACAAGCCUGGUGCCUGGUGCAGGAUUGCUUCCCAUCCCGACCUCCAGCCCUCUGACGGCAGUGAGUAGUCUUGGUGUUUCACUUAGCAGUUUGGGAGCCAUACCAGCAGCAGCACUCGACCCCAAUAUUACGACCUUAGGAGAGAUCCCACAGCCACCACUUAUGGGGAAUGUGGAUCCUUCCAAAAUUGAUGAGAUUAGGAGGACAGUCUAUGUUGGGAAUUUGAAUUCGCAGACAACGACAGCUGAUCAACUACUUGAAUUUUUUAAACAAGUUGGAGAAGUGAAGUUUGUUCGGAUGGCAGGUGAUGAGACUCAGCCAACUCGGUUUGCUUUUGUGGAAUUUGCAGACCAAAAUUCUGUACCAAGGGCCCUUGCUUUUAAUGGAGUUAUGUUUGGAGACAGGCCACUGAAAAUAAAUCACUCCAACAAUGCAAUAGUAAAACCUCCUGAGAUGACACCUCAGGCUGCAGCUAAGGAGUUAGAAGAAGUAAUGAAGCGAGUCCGGGAGGCUCAGUCAUUUAUCUCAGCAGCUAUUGAACCAGAGUCUGGAAAGAGCAAUGAAAGGAAAGGCGGUCGAUCUCGUUCCCACACUCGCUCAAAGUCCAGGUCUAGCUCAAAAUCCCAUUCUAGAAGGAAGAGAUCACAAUCAAAGCACAGGAGUAGAUCUCAUAACAGGUCACGUUCAAGACAGAAAGAUAGACGUAGAUCCAAGAGUCCACAUAAGAAACGCUCUAAGUCUAGGGAGAGGCGGAAGUCAAGGAGUCGUUCCCGUUCACGGGACAAGAGAAAAGAUACACGAGAAAAGGUGAAGGAAAAGGAAAGAGUGAAGGAGAGAGAGAGGGAAAAGGAGAAGGAGAAAGAAAGGGAAAAGGAUCGUGAAAAAGACAAGGAACGGGGUAAAAACAAAGACAAAGAUCGAGAGAAGGAAAAGGACCAUGAAAAGGAGCGAGACAAAGACAAGGAGAAGGAACAAGACAAAUCCAAGGAGGCUGAUGAGAAGCGGAAGAAGGACAAGAAGUCCAGAACACCACCCAGAAGUUACAAUGCUUCACGAAGAUCCCGUAGUACCAGCAGGGAAAGGCGGCGUCGGAGGAGCAGGAGUUCUUCCAGAUCGCCAAGAACAUCAAAGACCAUGAAAAGAAAGUCUUCCAGGUCUCCAUCCCCCAGGGGCCGAAAUAAGAAAGAUAAAAAGAGAGAAAAAGAACGGGAUCACAUUGGUGACAGGAGAGAAAGAGAGCGCUCCACCUCCACAAAAAAGAGUUCCAAUGACGGGAAGGAGAGGGCGGAAAAGACCAACACACCAGUUAAGAAGGAACACAGUAAAGAGGCAGAUUCAAAUGUGAGCCAAGAUGCAGAUGAGAAGGACCCACCAAGGACGGAGGAAGAAAACAAAGUACAGCAGAAUGGGAAUUGUCAGCCAACUGAAGAGAGCCUCUGCAACAAGGUUGACGUGGUGUAGGACCACCUGCUGGAUCUCUCCCUUCAUGGUGGGAUCAAACCCAAAGCUUUCAGUUUGCAAUGAGGUGUGAAUGGGAAAGAGACCCACGUGUGGGAACUAACAGCUUUUCCAGCUAUGAGGUGACAUUGUGGCUAUCUUGUUACUGAGCAUGGGCAUCAUGAACAUAAUCAGAUGUUACCCAAAUUCACCAUCUUCUGAAGUCUGUGCAUUUCCAUGGUGACUGGCACACUCGUCAUGUGGUUCAUUAGUGUUUGCCAAGAAGCAUUGCAAAUAAAUUGAACAUCACAGAUCCAGAAUUGAACUAUCCCUAAAGACUGGAGAUGAGCAUUGGAGGCUCUUAAAGAAAAUGCUAGUUACUGAAUUUUGUAUUGUUUUACUUUUUUAAAAAAAUUUUCAAUAUAUACAGUUUGAUGAUGUGCUUGAAAUUUGUGCAAAUAUAUACAUACACUCUUGUAAAGUGCAAAGUAUGUAAGAAGUUUUAACAUUUACUUCACAGGACUUAACCGUGAUUGUGGUGAAUUCUCACUAUUGUGUUUUCUUUUGCUUACUGUUUUGGACAUCAGUUUUUCUUUGAAAACAGUUUUACAGAUUAAAAUUGCUUAAAUAAGUGGAUUAAAAAACCAACUGACAAUGCAUGUUACUGUUCUCUUUCAAAAGAAGAGCAACUGUGUUGAGUACUAGUAACAACACGUUAGAAUUCAGUGUUUAGAAUCAUUGGGUCUGCCACAAAAUGAGCAUUUCUUCUUGAACUUUGUUGACAUUUCCAAGCUCAUGAAUAAUAUUGCAGUGUGUCUUGUCAGCUGUAGGUGGCAAAGAUGCCCUUAUAAAAAGGAAACUGAGUUUUCAAAAUGGGCUAUGGGAGCACAAGCUGAAGCUUUAGUGCCUUCUACAAUGUGUGGUAUACUGUUUUCUAGGAUUUUAUAUGUGCUUGUCAUUCACAAUUCAUAUGGAAUCUAGAUGGCUGUAUUCUGUUCACAACCAUUGGGAAGUGUGCAAGGGGUGUGUCAGAAGCACUUCAUUAAGUUCAGAGAAGGAAGUCCCGUUUACAAGACGUGUGGAGUUCCCAACAACAUUGGAGUUUUGGGACCGCCAGUUUUCUACUGUGAUGAUUGAAAGGGAGACAUGCUCUUACUUCAAAUCAGAGGAAACCUUUUAGUUGACUUCAUUGGAUGGCCCUAAUAUUACCUCGCAAUCAUUUUCUUCUAAUGAUACAGAAAUUAUACUUAGAGGAAGGACUGGGAGCAUACAGAGAUGGUUUUGUGUUUAACGAUAUGCUUAUGUGAGUUUAAGACACACAGUCAUCCACCAGUCUUUGACUCAGCUUUUCAUAGAAAGUAUGCAAGUAGUAAAAUGAAAACUCUUAAAGCUUUCUGCAAAAUUAUAGGGUCUGGUUAAUGCACUAGUCAUUAUUGUUACAUUUCCCUAAAAACCAAAAACACUUAAUUUGCAGAUCUUAUUUAAAAACGAAUUUUAACUUUAUUUAAUACAACUUAAUACAAUCAAAAUUACUCAGUUGCCUUACCUUACGGGAAGGGUGACUGUCACAGACUGAAAAAGUCAAGUAGCACUUUAGUUGCUUGGUUCCAACUUGAGUCUUGUUUUCACACCAAUACUGUUGAAACUAUAAUUUGAAGCAUAGAAAGGCCCUUUCUCCCAAGUCGUAAAGCCUGGUUCGAUUAUGAAGCUGCUUAAUCAUCUUCAGGUGUUCAGAUUACUGUGUGUAUAUGUGUUUCCUUUUUGUCACUGUGUACAUUAAACUUUGGAAAAUGCUUUACUAUGUAAAGUAUAGAUGGCCAUUUUAAUCGCUCAGCCACAUAUGGUUGGCUAGUAAACAGCUUAUUCUGAUACAGAAAUGAUUGGGCACCUGUGGAAAGAUUGUGAAGGAGUGUGUCUCGCUUCAGCCGCUGUCUUAUUUAUGGUGUGUAAGUAGAAUAGAGCAAAUGUUUGAUCUUUGUUAUUUUUAGUACCAUUUCUCUAAUAAAGUUGAGUAUUUUAGAGGAACGCCUUGAGUUUCAUCCCGCUCUUGUUUUGUUUGACACACGGAGGGUUUUGACGUGGCGCACCUCUAAAACAGCCCUUUAAAUUAAGUCGAGACGUUUUCCUGUCUUUCAUGGGAGAGACUGCCACUCCUGCCACUAACUGCUUCCCGUGCCCGUAUUUAUUUGCUCAAAUAAUCAUCAUUAAUGCAGAAAAAGGCUUUACAGAUUCAGAAUAAGUAGGCAUACAAGAGAAAUUAAAGCAGAUGCUGUGGGGUUGAUGUGUGAGAGGCAUGCAGGAAGGCAGGUGUGCAUGUGUUUUGUUUUUAUUCAUUUGGUGUUUUCUAUUAAGCUAUUUUAUUUCUUUCAAGAAUGUUGUUUGUCAACCAAGCAGUAGUGACGCACAGCUUUGACCCCAGCAUUCAGGAGGCAGAGGCAGGUGGAUCUCUUGAGUUUGAAGCCAGUCUGGUCUACAGAGUAAGUUCCAGGUCAGCCAGGGCUAUACAGAAAAACCCUGCCUUGAAAAAAACCAAAAAUAUUUUUUGUCACCCAAGAAACUGUCAGGGAACCCUGAGGUAAGAUGGGAGAACCCUCCCGCCGGCAGGGCAGCAAGUGCAGUUGGUUUCCCUCUCUGUGGGGGAGCUGAUACUGUUGAUGCCUUCAUGUGCACCCUGAGCUGGGGGCAAGCACUGACCUGGUGGCUCUAUAAGAAGACUGCAGCACAUCCUUAACUUCUGUGACUAUCGCAGUACUUAUGUUUCUACCUUAAUCUAGUUAGCUUAAACUGAAAACACUAUUCAGCCUGUAAUCUCCAUGCUUACUCUGUUUUGAACAGAUUCUUUGGUGUUUAUUAUGUAUUUGUCUUUAUGUUAGAGGCUUACAUUUUUAUAUACUCAAUUACAAAUAAAAACCUUGUUUAUAAUCAA
Molecule: messenger RNA, 5041 nt
Organism: Phodopus roborovskii (desert hamster)
Lineage: Eukaryota; Metazoa; Chordata; Mammalia; Rodentia; Cricetidae
Gene: Srek1
Product: splicing regulatory glutamic acid and lysine rich protein 1
Exons: 11
Coding region: 676-2139 (487 amino acids)
Cellular component (GO): nucleoplasm
Molecular function (GO): RNA binding
Source: RefSeq, a predicted model, not a curated record